CUGGAAACGCGAGCGGGGAUGGUAGGUGGUUUGGACCCGCCGGGCCGCCGUCGUUUCCAGAAAGGGUUUGACUGGAGGAACCUCUGGAGCAACUGUUGGCUGACUCCUUUAGCUGAUGGCAUGUUGAGAUUCAAGGGGCAGUGGCAGCGAGAGCAUCUAAUCCAGAGGGGGCCACUCUAGAGGCCAGGCUACCAGUAUCAUGGGCCAGUGUGUCACCAAGUGCAAGAAUCCCUCAUCAACCCUGGGCAGCAAGAAUGGAGACCGAGACCCCAGCAGCAAGUUACAUAACAGGCGAGGUGCAGGCCACCGUGAUGAACAGCCACCAGCUUGUGGCAAGCCAGGUGGGGAUAUCCUCGUCAAUGGGACCAAAAAAGCAGAGGCUGCCACUGAGGCCUGCCAGCUGCCAACGUCCUCAGGAGAUGCUGGGAGGGAGCCCAAGUCCAGUGGCGAAGAGUCUUCCUUGCAGAGGUUGGAAGAGCUCUUCAGGCGCUACAAGGACGAACGGGAGGAUGCAAUUUUGGAGGAAGGCAUGGAGCGCUUUUGCAAUGACCUAUGUGUUGACCCCACGGAAUUUCGAGUGCUGCUCUUGGCUUGGAAGUUCCAGGCUGCCACCAUGUGCAAAUUUACCAGGAAGGAGUUUUUUGAUGGCUGCAAAGCAAUAAGUGCAGACAGCAUUGAUGGGAUCUGUGCCCGGUUCCCUAGCCUCUUAAUAGAAGCCAAACAAGAGGACAAAUUCAAGGAUCUCUACCGGUUUACAUUUCAGUUUGGCCUGGAUUCUGAAGAAGGGCAGCGGUCACUGCAUCGGGAAAUAGCCAUUGCCCUGUGGAAGCUAGUCUUUACCCAGAACAAUCCUCCAGUGUUGGACCAGUGGCUAAACUUCCUAACAGAGAACCCUUCUGGGAUCAAGGGCAUCUCCCGGGACACUUGGAACAUGUUCCUUAACUUCACUCAGAUCUUGGAUAUUGCCAAAGGAAGCCGUCCAGUAGCUUCUGUGUUCUCCCCUCUCUACCCAUCCAGUGCACAUUAAUUCUGGUAGAAGUGUCUUCCUUCUGACCUGGUCCCAGACCCAAGCCUGUGAUUGACUGCUCUUACCUGUUGCACUAAUGAUUAUGAUUCUAGUUUUCAAAGGGGGAAUUUGAAGCAGUAGGCAAAGGGGGCUUGAAUGAGUUGGUCUUACAAGUACCCUGCCUUAGCCUGCUGAGGUGAUGGGCCCACUGCUCAUGUGCCCUCCACCUUUGUGGAUUCCUCUUGGUUUGUGACCAGGGUGUUUCUUGAGAUUGUACAAGCUUGUUAACAGAAAUCAAUACUUUGUCUUCUCUGCAUUGUUACACUCUCCAAAUGGCCUCUUUAAUAUUUUUAUUAACUUGUUACACAUAUCUUUGUCUACGUUAUUUCUUUUGAAUGUUCUCUUAUUUGGAAGGUUACCUGCUGUUGGGUUUAAUAAAUCUGUUUACUUGAUUAUUGACAAUU
This is a messenger RNA of Pteronotus mesoamericanus, 1470 nucleotides long. It is a transcript of the gene DCUN1D3, whose product is annotated as defective in cullin neddylation 1 domain containing 3. Lineage: Eukaryota; Metazoa; Chordata; Mammalia; Chiroptera; Mormoopidae. The transcript has 4 exons. The coding region runs from base 200 to 1027 and encodes 275 amino acids. Gene Ontology annotation, biological process: protein neddylation. The record is from RefSeq and is a predicted model, not a curated record. Gene Ontology annotation, cellular component: ubiquitin ligase complex. Gene Ontology annotation, molecular function: ubiquitin-like protein binding; cullin family protein binding; ubiquitin conjugating enzyme binding.